Racocetra persica is the source of this 634-nucleotide messenger RNA. The record is from the annotation of a GenBank genome assembly. Lineage: Eukaryota; Fungi; Glomeromycota; Glomeromycetes; Diversisporales; Gigasporaceae.
AUGUUACAAGUUCAUAAACAUAAAAUAGAUCUAGACAAUUUAGAUUUUAAUCGUUCCUAUACUCUUGAAGAGUUUGAAUACAUUAACGAACAGCUAAAAACAUGUACGUUAAUAGUUGAUAGAGAACCCGUAAAUCUUUUUGAACUUGAUGAGAAAGGACAUUUGAUUGCUAUACCACAAACACCAUACUAUAGAGAAAAGUUUGUUUUCGAAAUCUCAGGACAAUUUCGAAAUUGGAUCCUUAGUAGUCGGAAUGAAGAUGGAGACAUCGGGAAUGAUAUAAAUAAUUCAAAAUUUGUGUAUCUUGAUGAGAAAAUAAAAAAUGAAUAUUUUGUGGAAGGAACAUCAGUUCAACUUUGUUGGUUGAUUGACCCACAAAACAAACGAAUUUAUACAUACAAAAGGGGACGACGCCGUCAAGAACAUGGAUGGAAAGAUAUCAAUAGAGAAAAUAUUUUAUCCAAUUUCACACUAGAUAUAGAAAUGGUUAAUGAUGUUCUUUCGCAGACAUUCUCAGAAACAUCAGAAAAUGAAAAUGAUUUAGAAAUCAACUGUCCUGAGUGUGAUGAAACCUUUACUGAACGUCUUUUUUUUAUGAAACAUUAUGAAAAACAACAUGCACGUAAGAAACAGC